Messenger RNA from Lentinula edodes (shiitake mushroom), 697 nucleotides. RefSeq lists its product as uncharacterized. Lineage: Eukaryota; Fungi; Basidiomycota; Agaricomycetes; Agaricales; Omphalotaceae. Gene Ontology annotation, biological process: endoplasmic reticulum to Golgi vesicle-mediated transport. The record is from RefSeq and is a predicted model, not a curated record. The transcript is spliced from 4 exons. Bases 97 to 504 code for a protein of 135 amino acids.
GUACUUGGAACCGCUAAGGUUAUCUUCAUCAUCCAGGCUAUUCAAUAGCAUUCAAUGUGUCUUUAAGAAUCGUAUUCUUUCUCAUUCACUACCUUCAUGUCUCAGAGGUAUAACUCGAGCGUCCUACAUAACCGUUCGUCUACAUCUACACUCCCAUUUGGCUCAACACCACCUGCUUCUGGUCGGUCUUCUCCGUUCCCUCCUGCGGGCCAGCGAUUUGCAGACGACUUAGAAGGCCAAAAUGACGAAGCAAUAGAGGGAUUAAACGCUAAAGUUCGGAUGCUGAAAGAUCUCACGAUUGGUAUACGGGACGAAGUGAAGGAUUCAGCGAUUCAGCUCAGUCAAAUGAACGACGCGUUUGCAGAAACUUCAGGGAUUCUUUCAGGGACCUUUCGACGCAUGAACAACAUGGCUUCACGACAAGGAUGUCGGUGGUUAUGGUAUAUUGUUUUUCUCAUCAUUGUGUUCUGGUUCUUUGUGGUCGUGUGGUGGUUUCGGCGAUGAACAUCACUUCGCACGUACAGUUGUUCUUCUCUCCCUAUACCAUUACUACGAAAUAUUGGAACACAAUCUACUUCGCGCAAUUCCUGAAAAUAUUACACCAAGCAAAUGGAAGCAAUAUAGAGGUAUUUAUGUACAACAACACAGAGAAGUGUGAUGGAAGGAGGAAUACAAAAAUGAAGUACUUCAAACUCUC